CGGAUGCGGCGUCUAAUCUUGUCUCGAGAACAGAGCAAACUCCAGCAUCCUUGGACUCGGGUUGUACUAUAACGUUGUGAUUUUUUCAAGCGUUCUUGCCAUUGCUUUUGAACAGUCGCAUUUAUUUCUGUUUCUCUUUAUCUAGUGUACAUCCUGUUUCUGUUUGUGUUUUUGUACCCUAGUAUUCUUGUUGCCUCGAAGAUGAACGACUACAAAAAUUUAUUGUGACCUGAAAACUCCACAGCACCCGCGGCAAUCGGCACUGGGCAACACAAGGGUGAGCCACCGAGCGCCAGGAAGCAGGAUGGGGGUCAUACACCAUCUGCGUUUCACCAGCAAGUAGGAGAGGAGAUUCAUAGUGCCAGGAGUAGAUCGCGCCACGGGAGUGAAAUAAACGCCGGCACGACUAGAUCAGGUGUGUAUAAUCAAAACGGCGCUUCUGGAGGUCACAAUGAUGCUUUUUACAACGGCAACAACGAAUACGAAGGAUCUAGUACAACUACACCCUACGAACAAGAUGAUCCGAGCCCUUUACAUGCGAGACCUGUGGCAAGUGCUGAGUUUGUGCAAAAGCCUAUGGAUAUUCCAGCCGCCUGGCUGAAGCGUGGGAGAUACACAGAAAG
Molecule: messenger RNA, 623 nt
Organism: Amoebophrya sp. A25
Lineage: Eukaryota; Dinophyceae; Syndiniales; Amoebophryaceae
Source: the annotation of a GenBank genome assembly